Molecule: messenger RNA, 1080 nt
Organism: Fraxinus pennsylvanica
Lineage: Eukaryota; Viridiplantae; Streptophyta; Magnoliopsida; Lamiales; Oleaceae
Source: the annotation of a GenBank genome assembly
AUGGCUAACUCAAAAUCAUCCCCGGCGUUGAAAGAUGAGUUAGAUAUAGUAAUUCCCACCAUCAGAAACCUCGAUUUCCUCGAGAUGUGGAGGCCAUUUUUCCAGCCAUACCAUCUAAUCAUAGUCCAAGACGGAGAUCCCUCAAAAAUCAUCAAUGUCCCAGAAGGUUUUGAUUAUGAACUCUACAAUAGAAAUGAUAUUAACAAAAUUCUGGGCCCAAAGGCUUCUUGCAUUUCAUUCAAGGAUUCUGCUUGCCGUUGCUUUGGGUACAUGGUCUCCAAGAAGAAGUACAUCUUCACUAUUGAUGAUGAUUGCUUUGUUGCUAAAGAUCCAACAGGCAAGGAAAUUAAUGCACUCGAGCAGCACAUUAAAAACCUUCUCAGCCCUUCGACCCCAUUUUUCUUCAAUACCCUUUAUGAUCCCUACAGAGAAGGUGCAGAUUUUGUCCGUGGAUACCCAUUUAGUCUUCGUGAAGGUGCACCGACAGCAGUGUCACAUGGACUCUGGCUUAACAUCCCAGAUUACGAUGCACCAACCCAGCUUGUCAAGCCUCGUGAGAGGAACACGAGGUAUGUUGAUGCGGUUAUGACUAUUCCAAAGGGAACCCUAUUCCCAAUGUGUGGCAUGAACCUGGCUUUCGAUCGGGAGCUAAUUGGCCCAGCCAUGUACUUCGGGCUCAUGGGUGAUGGCCAGCCAAUUGGCCGCUACGAUGACAUGUGGGCUGGCUGGUGCACCAAGGUGAUCUGUGACCACUUGGGAUUAGGAAUAAAGACAGGCCUGCCAUACAUUUGGCACAGUAAAGCCAGCAAUCCAUUUGUGAAUCUUAAGAAGGAAUAUAAAGGUAUUUACUGGCAAGAAGAACUGAUUCCAUUUUUCCAAUCUGCAACCCUUUCCAAGGAUGCCAACACUGUUCAGAAAUGUUACCUUGAACUCUCCAAACAAGUCAAGGCAAAACUUGGCAAGGUUGACGAUUACUUUAACAAGCUUGCCGAUGCUAUGGUGACCUGGAUCGAAGCUUGGGACGAGCUCAACCCGUCGACUGGAGCCUCGACCGGAGUACCCAAUGGCACUGCCAAAUAG